AUGGCCCCCAAGAUCGAUAUCACGACCUACCCAGGAAACAUCAUAAACGGCGAGUUCGUGCCGACCCAGACGACGCGGCACUCAAUCGACCCGGCCACCGGCAAGCCUCUCUAUGAGGUGCCCGUGGCCCGCAAGGAAGACCUGGAUGCGGCCGUCAGCCAUGCGCGCGCCGCCUUCAAGACAUGGUCCAAGACGACGCACGAGGACCGGGCCAAGCUCCUGAGGGCCUUCGUCGACGCCGUCGAGGCGAAUCGCGAGGACCUCGAGAGGUUGCUGACCUUGGAGCAGGGCAAGCCGCUGGGCCUCUCCCAGACCGAAGUCGGAAUGGCGCUGCAUUGGCUCCGUACGUUCGCGACCAUGCAGCUGACCGACGAGGUGCUCGAGGACACGGAAGAGCGCACCAUCUACUCGACCCGCGUGCCGCUGGGAGUCGUCGGCGCCAUCGUCCCCUGGAACUGGCCGAUACUUCUCGGCCUGGGCAAGGUCGGCCCGGCGCUGAUGACUGGCAACACCGUCAUCAUGAAGCCGUCGCCCUUCACGCCCUACUGCGACCUGAAGCUCGGCGAGCUCGCCAUGACCAUCUUCCCUCCCGGUGUGUUCCAGGUGCUCAGCGGCGACGACGAGCUCGGCCCGUGGAUGACCGAACAUCCGGGCAUCAACAUGAUCAGCUUCACCGGCUCGAUCCCGACGGGCAAGAAGGUGGCCGCGAGCUGCGCAAAGACGCUGAAGCGCUACGUGCUCGAGCUAGGCGGCAACGACGCCGCCAUCGUGUGCGACGACGUGGACAUUGAGAAGUGCGUUCCCAAGAUCGCCACGAUGGCCUUCCUCAACUCGGGCCAGAUCUGCAUGCUGUGCAAGCGCAUCUACGUCCACGAGAAGAUCUACGACCAGUUCCGGGACUCCAUGGUCGAAUUCACCAAGAACCACAUCAAGACGGGCAGCGGCUUCGAGCCGGACGUCGUGGUCGGGCCGGUGCAGAACAGCAUGCAGUUCGAGAUCGUCAAGGACAUGUACGCGCAGAUCGCGAAAAGCGGGUGGAAGGCGGCGCUGGAGGGCCGGGUGCGCGAGCCGGGCAGGGGCUACUUCGUGGAGCCGGCCAUCAUCGACAACCCGCCCGACGACUCGCGCAUCGUGGUGGAGGAGCCGUUCGGCCCGAUCGUGCCGCUGCUGCGGUGGUCGGACGAGGAGGACGUCAUCCGGCGGGCGAACGGGCUCGAGACGGGCCUGGGCGCGUCGGUCUGGAGCAGGGACCUGGCGCGGGCCGAGCGCAUGGCGCGCCUCAUCGACGCCGGCAGCGUUUGGGUCAACUCGCACUUCGACGUCGCGCCCGACGUGCCGUUCGGCGGGCACAAGGAGAGCGGCAUUGGCAUGGAGUGGGGGCUGGAGGGCUUCAGGCACUUCACCAACUCGAGAAGCAUCUGGGUGUGGAAGAAGGUGUUUGACUAA
Thermothielavioides terrestris NRRL 8126 is the source of this 1446-nucleotide messenger RNA. RefSeq lists its product as uncharacterized. Lineage: Eukaryota; Fungi; Ascomycota; Sordariomycetes; Sordariales; Chaetomiaceae. The record is from RefSeq and is a predicted model, not a curated record. The transcript is spliced from 3 exons. Gene Ontology annotation, molecular function: aldehyde dehydrogenase (NAD+) activity. Bases 1 to 1446 code for a protein of 481 amino acids.